UCCAUCGAGAGACUGAUAUACCGACACGUUACGGAAACCGCUGGAAUCAAGAUGAUGGAGUCGGAUAAGCACGAUGCGACACUCUCUCCAUCCGCGUCGAGAUCCGACAUCAGCCGCGACGAGCUGGAUGGGAAACUGCCAAACAACCCGAGUGAUGAUCCCGAAGCACUGACACGCACUGAGACCACUCUGUCCGCCGUGGUACCGCCGAAGGAGCCGUGGCGGGAGAUCCUCUUCGUAGUGGUGGUCUGCAUGGCUCAAUUCAUGACGCAAGCGGGUCUGUGCAUCUCGAUCGCCCCGGUGUAUAUCAUCGGCAAGGGCUUCCAGACGUCCAUACCCGGCGAAUUAAGCUGGUUUGCGGCGGCAUACAGUUUGACGGUGGGCACUUUUAUCUUAGUCUGUGGUCGGCUUGGCGAUGUAUUCGGUCAUCGACUGAUGUUCAUCAUCGGUUUCGCAUGGUUCGGUUUGUGGUCUUUGUUGGCGGGUUUCAGUGUCUGGUCGAAUCAGAUCUUCUUUGACUGCUGUCGCGCCUUUCAAGGAAUGGGGCCUGCCAUGUUACUCCCGAAUGCAAUUGCCAUCCUCGGGCGCGCAUAUCCACCGGGCUUGCGCAAAGAGAUGAUCUUCAGCUUCUUUGGAGCCACCGCGCCGAGCGGGUUUAUUGUCGGUGGCGUGUUCUCCUCGGUCUUGGCACAGAUGGUGUGGUGGCCGUGGGCGUACUGGGUCCAGGGUAUGGUGUGCUUUGCCUUUGCUCUGCUGGGUGUUUUGGUCAUUCCGCACACGCCGCGACCUCGUUUCCAGAAGGACCUUCCGCUUUGGGUGCGACUGGAUCUGCUAGGAGCAGCAGCCGGUAUCAUCGCACUCGUGCUGAUCAAUUUUGCAUGGAAUCAGGCCGCGUUGGUCGGGUGGACCAAGCCAUACACCUACGUGCUGCUCAUCGUUGGCGUUAUCACCUUUGGCGGCUUCUUGUGGAUCGAACGUGUUGCUCAAUGCCCACUACUGCCGACUUCAGUUCUAACUGGUGACCUGGCAUGGGUGCUGGGAUGUAUCGCUGCCGGGUGGUCCAGCUUUGGCAUCAUUAUCUACUACUUUUACCAAUUUAUGGAGGAGAUCAAGGGUAACUCUCCGUUAUUAGCCACAACCAAAUGGGUCGCUGCGGCUCCGUCUGGUGCCAUAGCGGCCCUGCUGACGGGAUUCUUGCUCGGACGGUUGCCCCCCAGUGUCAUCAUGUUUUGCGCGAUGGUCUUCUUUACGGCCGGUCUGUCCAUCUUUGCAACGGUACCCGUGGACCAGACCUACUGGGCUCAGGCAUUCGUAGCUAGUCUUAUCACGUCAUGGGGCAUGGAUAUGUCCUUCCCAUCGGGCACUCUCAUCCUCAGCAAUUCGAUGCCUCACCACCAUCAAGGCCUUGCCGCAUCCCUUGUUACCACCACGGUAAACUACUCCAUCUCCCUGGGCCUGGGAUUCGCCGGGACCGUGGAGUCGAACGUGAACGAGGGUGGACGAAAUGCCCUCCGGGGCUACCGAGGAGCUCUCUACCUGGGUAUUGGCUUUGCGGGGUUGGGUCUCGUGGUCUCGAUCCUGUUCAUGUUUGUAUCAUGGAGGCGCUCUCGGGCGUCGCUCCCGAUCAACACAUUAAAUCAACAGGCACCCGCAUUUCAAAGGUACUUCAACCGAGUACCCAUCUCUUUCCUGGACACCCUUGUGAUGCUCAAUGACGGCACCAUGGAAGCUCACAAUAUAGCUGUCGCCACCAUCGCGGCCCAAGUCCACCAAUUCCACAAACAUCAACAACCCUUCCGCAUCUACCAUGGCUCCACAAACAGCACGCGACAAUCGCAACACAGCGCAGCCAACACCAUCAACACCGCCCAUUUGAACCAUGUCCUGGCUGUGGACACAGACCGCAAGACGAUCCUGGUCGAGCCGAACGUCCCCAUGGACGAACUCGUCCAGGCUACCCUACCGCACGGGCUCAUCCCGCUGGUCGUCAUGGAAUUCCCCGGCAUCACCGCAGGCGGCGGCUUCUCCGGAACGUCCGGCGAGAGCAGCUCCUUUCGACACGGAUUCUUCGAUGCGACCGUGAACCGGAUCGAGCUGGUCCUAGCAAAUGGCGACAUCCGCACAGCCUCGCAAAAGAUACCCGAUGAGCAAGAGCUCUUCUGGGCGGCGGCAUCAUCCUUCGGAACCCUCGGUGUCGUAACCAUGCUCGAAAUCCAAUGUCGCGAAGCAAAACCCUACGUCGAAUUAACCUACCACUCUGCCUCCAGCAUAUCCCAAGCAAUGACAGUCUUCCGGGAGACCACCGCAUCCCCCGAAACCGAGUAUCUGGAUGGCAUCAUCUACGCCCCAGACCACAUCGCCGUCUGCGCUGGUCGCCUAGUCGACUUGCCCUCAGAUCGAACCCCCAUCCAACGCUUCACACGCGCCCAAGACCCUUGGUUCUAUAUCCACGCGCAGCGCCAAACCCGAAAAAUCCACCGCUCCAACGCCGAGCCCCCGGCCUCGGUCACCCACUACGUCCCAAUCCAGGAUUACCUCUUCCGGUACGACCGCGGUGCAUUCUGGACGGGUCGCUACGCUUUCAGCUACUUCAUCACGCCGUUUAAUCGCAUCACACGGUACAUCCUGGAUACCUUUAUGCACACUCGGAUCAUGUAUCACGCCUUACACGAGAGCGGGCUCUCAAAACAACACAUCAUCCAAGACGUGGCGGUGCCGUACAAAGCGACGGGGGAGUUCCUCAGCUGGCUCGAUAACAAGGAGACCUUCGGCGCGUAUCCGAUCUGGUUAUGUCCGCUGCAUCAUUCGCAGGGGAUCAUGGCUCGCGGCGCCGAGGCAGGACCGUAUCAAUCUCAGAAGCAAGAGGACUCCGAUGACGACGGGGACUGUCUGAUGAACUUCGGGUUGUGGGCGCCAUCCCCCUACGCGUCCGAUACGGGGGCGUUCAUUGCGCAGAAUCGGCGGCUGGAGCACAAGGUCAGGGAGUUGGGUGGGAAGAAGUGGCUGUAUGCCCAUGCGUACUACACAGAGGAGGAGUUUUGGUCGAUCUAUGAUCGAAAACGGUAUGACGCGUUGCGGGAGAAGUACCAUGCCACGCAUUUGCCGGAUCUGUAUCAGAAGGUGCGGGUUAAUCUGAGUCCCAAGGGGGAUGGGGCGACCGAGGGAUGGGUCAGUUGGAUGAAGAGGAUGGCGUGGGAGACGUGGCCGGUUUGUGGGUUGUACGGAGUAUAUAAGGCUUGGAGAGGAGGUGAUUACUAUUUGAUCAAGACCAAGAAAGAUUAA
Messenger RNA from Aspergillus nomiae NRRL 13137, 3282 nucleotides. RefSeq lists its product as uncharacterized. The record is from RefSeq and is a predicted model, not a curated record. Gene Ontology annotation, biological process: transmembrane transport. The annotation marks the transcript as partial. The transcript is spliced from 3 exons. Gene Ontology annotation, cellular component: membrane. NCBI's taxonomy places the organism in Eukaryota, Fungi, Ascomycota, Eurotiomycetes, Eurotiales, Aspergillaceae. Gene Ontology annotation, molecular function: FAD binding; transmembrane transporter activity.